GUUGCCUCGAGAUUAGUGCCCUCCUCUGCACCUCGGAGUGUUCUUCAAUCGGCCGGGGAGGUGUUCGACGAAAUGCUUCAAUGACGAGCUGCGGACUUGCUGCUCUAGUCCUCCGAUUUGGCGCUGUCCAUACACGUAUAAUCACUCGGGAACUGUGUCUCCGUUCUCAGAAAAGAUUCAAGUCAUCUUCCUCCUCGGUUGUCUGUGGUGUUCAACAGGUGAGUGAGCAGUUGUUGGUGGUGGUGGGUGGUGGAGCGGCUGGUAUCUAUGCUUCGAUUAGAGCAAAGAAAGUGGCUCCUCAUUUGAGAGUGUUGGUUAUUGAGAAGGGCAAACCUUUAUCAAAGGUUAAAAUAUCUGGUGGAGGCAGAUGCAAUGUGACAAAUGGGAAUUUUCUUGACAAAAUAGUUUUGUCUGAAAAUUAUCCUAGAGGCCACAAAGAACUACGAGGGUCUUUCUUUGAUGUUCAUGGUCCACAAGAUACUAUAUGUUGGUUUUCAGAUAAAGGCGUGGAACUUAAGACUGAACCAGAUGGAAGAGUUUUCCCAGUCAGCAACAGUUCAGCCACAAUUGUAGAUUGCCUUCUUCAAGAAGCAAGGAAGAGAGGAGUUAUAUUGCAGAUAGGAAAAGUUGUUUCAGAUGCAUCGUGUAAGAAUGAUGGCAAAUUUGUUCUCAAGGUUGAGAAACGAACUAUUGAUUUUGUUGAAUAUAUUGAGGCAAAUUAUGUCCUAAUUGCCACUGGGAGCAGCCAGCAGGGUCAUAAGCUUGCAGCCCUGCUUGGACAUUCUCUUGUAGAUCCAGUGCCCAGCUUAUUUACUUUCAAAAUCAAUGAUGCCGACCUAGCAAGUUUGUCUGGGGUGACCUUCUCAAAAGUUAAAGCAAAAUUGAAAUUGGACAAUGUUCAGAAGAAUAUUCCACAUCUUACACAGGUGGGACCUAUGUUAGUGACUCACUGGGGUCUUAGUGGACCAGUUAUUCUGCGAUUAUCUGCUUGGGGAGCACGCCAUCUAUUCCUUUCCAGUUACACAGGGAUGCUUUUUGUAGAUUUUACACCUGACAUUCACAUAGAAGAUGUGAAACGAAUACUCUUUCAACACAAAGAUCGGUUUCUGAAGCAAAAGGCAGGCAACUCGUUUCCUUCUGAAUUUGAUCUAGUGAAAAGAUUCUGGAAAUUUCUAUUGGAACUUGAGUCUAUAGAUGGGGAUAAUUUAUGGGCUUCCAUUUCAAAUAACACCCUGAAUUACAUUGCUCUACUGCUAAAGCAAUUCCCAUUUAAGGUGGCUGGAAAGGGUCAAUUUAAAGAUGAAUUUGUCACUGCCGGUGGAGUUCCCCUUUCAGAGAUUUCUCUUAACACCAUGGAAAGCAAGAUAACAACUAAUCUAUUCUUUGCAGGAGAGGUACUGAACAUAGAUGGAAUUACUGGUGGAUUCAACUUCCAGAAUGCAUGGACUGGUGGAUAUAUUGCCGGAACAGCCAUCGGCGAACGGGCAAUGGAAGCUUUGUAAUCAGAUUACUGCUUUGUUGAGAUUGUUGAGAACUGAAUUCCUAGUGAAGGCAACAGUAGUACUAUAUCAGGUCAAUUAAAUCAUGUGAAGAUCAGAUGACAGAUCACACAAGGAAAUGGUACAAUGUGCAAUAUCAAACAUGAGUUUAACAUAAUUACCUCCUUGGAUUUAAAACAUAGUGUUAUUUAGUGCCAUUGUAUUGUGCUUCUGUUGAUCCACUGUAUAUGUAUGCCUUUAUUACUCAUUUACUCAGGAAAACUGAGAGCACAAGACAAAAUGUAAAAUGUCAUUAAACAAUUCAUUAUUAAUUAAGUAAAAUGUAAGCAACUCUCUACAGCACAAGAAGAAUGUUUAGUAGAUGCCACAGAUAACUUUGUCAAUGUUACCAAAGAUCAAAUGAUCUAUUGGUAGCCGGGUCCCCAAUAGAAUCUUUCACAAAUUGUGAAAGUUUGAAUUUUGAGUAAAAACGCAUUUUUGAGAAUGUGAGUAAUGGUUAUAUGCCGGUGGUCUCAACGCCCAUGUGUGCGCAGGCCCUAUUUUCAUUUUCUCCGUCAAGGCUUAUG
This is a messenger RNA of Dioscorea cayenensis subsp. rotundata (Guinea yam), 2065 nucleotides long. RefSeq lists its product as uncharacterized. The record is from RefSeq and is a predicted model, not a curated record. Lineage: Eukaryota; Viridiplantae; Streptophyta; Magnoliopsida; Dioscoreales; Dioscoreaceae.